This is a messenger RNA of Apiotrichum porosum, 2283 nucleotides long. RefSeq lists its product as uncharacterized. Gene Ontology annotation, biological process: regulation of DNA-templated transcription. The record is from RefSeq and is a predicted model, not a curated record. Gene Ontology annotation, cellular component: nucleus. The coding region runs from base 1 to 2283 and encodes 760 amino acids. NCBI's taxonomy places the organism in Eukaryota, Fungi, Basidiomycota, Tremellomycetes, Trichosporonales, Trichosporonaceae. The transcript is spliced from 3 exons.
AUGUCACGGUCGCCUGAUGCCGACGUGAUGUCCAGUGACGAGGAAGAAGAGGAAUAUGAGCGGCAGCGACAGCUCAACAUGCGCAACAACAACUCGCUCCUUGCUGAGCUCGGCCUUUCGGGUGCCGGGUCACUAUUCUCGUCACAAAACACUGGCGCCCAGUCUACGCCAGUUCCCCGCCGUCGAGUCCAUCGCCAUCGCGAGAUUGUUGACCGCUCGGGCCAUGUGCUCACAUUGCCUCCACCGGGUGCGCGACAGCGACUGGCGUGUGUAGAACUCCGAAGCGAUCGACGAAAACGUCGCGCCAUUGAACAGGGCGAGUACGUCGACUGUGCGCACUGGGAGUUGGGUGAGGAGCGGCGGUGGCGCUUUGGCGACGGCGAGGGUGCGCCGUUGGCAGAGGGCGAGGACGAGCUGUAUGGCGGCGUCGGUCCCACCUUUCGAUGGAUGACGCUGGAAGAGAUCGAGAAGGCUGCAAAGCCCAAGCACGACGACGGCCAAGUUGUCGAGGUCGUGUCAGACUCUGAAGAGUCUCCAAUGCCAACAACGCCACCGCCAAAGGUCCGUGGCGAGAAGGUCCACUACUCUAUGCUUCCUGGCCUUGCAUGCCACCAAUGCAGACGCAAAUCCGAAAAGGCAAAGAUGCGCUGCCGAAACGUCGAUCCCGAGUGCGGCAAAUUGUUCUGCACCUCAUGUUGCGCGCGAUACGACUAUUUCGAGUUUGACGAGGAUUCCCGCUCGUUCAUCUGCCCCGUCUGCAUAGGCAUUUGCAGCUGCUCCAUCUGCCUGCGCAAACGCGGCCUCGGUGACCUCGUCGCCAAACCCUUCAGCAUGGGUGGCAGAGCUGCAACUGCGGCACGGCCCGAGGGGUCGGUGCAAAAGUACCUUGAACGCAUGGCCGACCCCGGCUUUGACCGUGUGCGCAUCGUUUGCCGCGACGACGACAUUGUUACGGCGCCAUUGCCGCCAGAGUGGAUCGCGUGGAUUGAUGAAAAGGAAGGUAAGAACCGCCCGCCUACUACUUUCGGCGCGGGCAAAGGCAAAGGAAAAGGAGGUAAGGGGCGCAAGAGCCAGGCUGCCGGCAACGAGACUGGAGACACCUCCCCUCGCAAAGCCAACGGCGAGCCCAAGAAGAAGCGCAGAAAGACCGCGUCCAAGAAUGAUGUCGAAUCUAUCGUCUUGCGCAUUCCGGCUCUCGGGCGACCCUCCGUCGACGCUAUCGAGCAGGUCGACUCGCCACGAGAAAAAGUCGUCGACUCGGACGGUGAUACCGUCGAUGCGUACUCGGAUGACGACCAAGCCAUCCCACGUCCACUCCCUACUCCCCUCCUCGCCAUUCGACCCCAGUUCCACCAGCGCAUGAACCUCCCGGGCGAUGGUACGGGUGCUCCCCGGCGCUCUGCCACUCCUUCCUCGGACGCAUCCGCCACCUCGGAGCGUGCGUACGGUUUCUCGUUUGAGGAGCAGGGCCCACCCAACCCGAGUAUCAACGACUUCCUCGCCAGUCUCCAUCCCACACCCGCCGAUUCCCACCUCCUGGAACAGUCCGGUAGCAGCAUUUCGCUCGAAAUCGAUGUCGAGUCAACCACCAUGGACAUGGAAAUGACCCUCGACAACCCGGCCGACUUCACACCCACCAGCGCCGCCCAGGCCCAAGUCAUGGAUAGCAUCACGCUCACCCCCGCACCGCCACGAGGCCUAUCCACCUUGUCUAUGAACCUGUCAACCCUCGGCGAAGAGAUUGCCGUGAACGAGCCCCGCACACCAGUCACGCCGCUCACACCACAUGCCGUCGCACAUGGACCGGUUUCGCGCAACCGCACUCACACGCCGUUGACACCCGGCGCCGGCCUCAGUCUGGCGCGUCUCCUCCCGGACCGCCUGCUCAUGAGCCAGGGCGACCCGCUCGCCGACGUCUAUUUCGACCAGCCCAGCAUCGUCCGCGAGCUCCCCCUGACUGAGAGGCGCGAGCCGUCGCCCCCCAUGCAGCCAUCGGGUGUGAUGUCCGUCGCGGCGCUAGUGGGCGACGCGAGCGUCGGCAGCAACGAGGCCAACAUGAAUCGUUUUAGCGGUUACAACGGGGAGUACGGUGGUGCCCGGGCCUCAACCUCGCUAUCGCCCACGUCUCACACAACCCCACGCCGCCGCCGCCCACCACCGCCAGCGGCCCACAUUGUCCGCGCGCCGAAACACGCGCCUGACCUGUCUCCCAGACCUCCACCGCACGGCUCGGCACUACCCGACGAGCGAGUCUACACGGCCGAGACGGGGCAACGAGAAUGA